GUCAGGGAGAGGGGAAUUGAUCACUGUGCAGUCAGGGAGAGGGGAAUUGAUUACUGUUCAGUGAGAGAGAGAGGAAUUGAUCACUGUGCAGUCAGGGAGAGGGGAAUUGAUUACUGUUCAGUGAGAGAGAGGGGAAUUGAUCACUGUGCAGUCAGGGAGAAGGGAAUUGAUCACUGUGCAGUGAGAUAAUAGUUGAUCGCUGUUCAGUAAGGAAUAGGAGGAAUUGAUCACUGUUCAGUGAGGGAGAGGAAUUGAUCACUGUGCAGUCAGGGAGAGGGGAAUUGAUCACUGUUCAGUGAGAGAGAGAGGAAUUGAUCACUGUUCAGUGAGAGAGAGAGAGGAAUUGAUCACUGUUCAGUGAGAGAGAGGGGAAUUGAUCACAGUUCAGUGAGAGAGAGAGGAAUUGAUCACUGUUAGUGAGCGAGAGAGGAAUUGAUCACUGUUAGUGAGAGAGUAGUUGACCGCUGUCCAGUGAGGAAUAGGAGGAAUUGAUCAGUGCCCAGUGAGGAAUGGGGGAAUUGAUCACUGUCCAGUGAGGGGGGAAUGGGAGACUGAUCGCUGUCCACACAUUGUCGGACAUGCACAAUGGCCGGCCCCUGUGAACGAGGCGGGGUGGGGCCGCUGCAUUGAGCUGGCGCCCUGUCACCGCGCGGCCAGUGGCGAGCGGCGGCUCCUCCCUCAUGCAGCUUUGUCUCAGCGGCUGCAGUGUUCCAGCGGAGGGAGGGAGGGAGGGAGCAAGCCAGUCACCGCUCUGGCACCAGAUCUGUGAGGGAUGCCCACGCACCCCACCCAGCCACCUCCCGGGCUACCUUUCUGCUUCCUUCCGAGAAAGGGGGGGGGGGGGGGGUCUCCGAAUGAGCCCCCAUGUAGAUCCCCGGCGUCAUGUCAACGCAGCCGCUUCGCUCUGGUUCACCGCAGCAUCUGAACUCGCUCACACACCGGCGCAGCGUGUUGUCAGCAAAUCUACCUUGUUUGUUAUCCACGCCAAAGUAGAUGGCACCUCAGAGGGCAAGGUCAAGUUGAACUCCAAGAGCUCCUGGGUAAGGAACAACACCAUUGUGGUUCCAUGUGAUGGCAUUUAUUUGGUUUAUGCACACAUAAGCAGCCAAAAUAACCAUGCACCAAGGUUUAAAAUCAUGAAGAAGGGAACUCCUGACAGUGUUGAAACGUGGCACCUCGUGGAUGCUAAGGAGAGCAGCCCCAUGGCAAUGUCUGAGCUGCGCAUUAACGAGAGCAUUUACAUGACACUCGAGCUGUCCAGUGAAACUUUCGAUCAGGCGGAAAGCUAUCUGGGGAUCGCUUUGCUUGAAGUCUUGCAAAACGUAAAGAGCUGCCGACAGCUACUUUCAAGGAAGUCGUAAAGAAGAACAAGAUUGGAACAUGUGCUCUUUAACUGCAUCGUAUGGGAAAUGUCAUGUUCUACCAUGAGGCGAAUGGGAACGAUGCGGAUGAAGUGUACAUUGACUCAGAAGGCUAUUUUGAAAUGGACAAAAAGUUGAAUUUAGAUCACAUUGGCUGGUGUGGUAAGAAGUGAAUUGAGGGGGAAAGGACUGGCUAAUUCUGGAUAAGGAAUGCUGGCUGCUCAAUUGCAUUGUUGAUGAAGAUAGAGACCUAAUAGGGAUUAAUUGGCACAAUGUUUAAAGGAAACAAAUCGAUAUCUGAUGUGAAAUAGAGUUCUAGAAAUAUUUAAUAAACACAGUCAUUUUUUUCUAAGGGUGUGUGGGGUGGAAACUCAUGACCACCCUAAAAUAUGAGGUCAACAAUGGAUGUUGCAGAAAGUCUCCCAAAUGGAGCAAUUGGACAUGGACUCUGAAUAGAGCUUGAUGGGCUGUAUGGCCUUUUUCCUUUGGUUUUUCCUCAGUGUCCUGAGUAAUACUUAUCUCACAGCCAAUGUAAUUUUUUAAAACAAAGGUUUGCCUGUUCAAUAUCUCAUUGCUGUUUGUGGAAUCUUGUGGUGCAUUUCUUACAUUAUUGCAAUGACUACUCUUCAGAAAGUAAUAAAUGGGUUACAAGGCACUGUGAGGCAUUUAACUGUGGGACACUGUGGCACACUAUGUAAAGGGAAUCCCUUUUUUUUGCUUGUUCUCCAUUGUCAUUCUCAGACACACAAUUGGGAUGGCAAGAAGGCAGGAGGUUCUGAGAGCUUGUUCUCUUUCAUUUCAGAAUGUAAAGCUUAUUUCACCCAUCCUGCUCUCAGACCAAGUCUAUAUAUUCGUAAUAUGGGAGGAGGGGUGAAAUGUUCGAUUCAGGGUUAAUUAUGAGAUUUUCUUUUUAAAAAGUGUACAAUUUUUACUACUUGUUAUUGUAUAAUGAAAUACAUGAUGCCGAGUAUUUUGUCUUCACUGAGGGAUUGGCACCAUAUCAAGAAAGUGACCAAAUUGGUUAUGUUCGUUCUCUAAUCUGUUCUUUGCACAUCUCUAGUUUUAAUACUGCACUAUUGAAUGUCUUGCCUAGUCUUUAAGAGUAAAAUAAAUGCUGUCGGUCCCUUUUAAUUGACCAAAAUGAAUGAUUGAGGCUGAUUACACACAAUUCUCAAGUCCACGUGUGUUGAGGGAGGAAAAUUAUAAUCUUUAUAAAUACCCAGUCUAUGAUUAUAUCUUACACUUGCAAUAUUCAAGGGACAGACAACAGACAAAUAUGUCCAUUGGAAUAUAGAUUAUUUGAUUGAUAUUUGUAUUUAUUUAUUGCAUGUAAAGUAGUUAUUUAACGGGAAAAGUAAUGUGGCUUUUGAACAAGAAAAUUUAAUGUUUUGAUAUUGUAACUAACUUUAUUUUUUACAUGAAACUGUUUUGUACUGUUUUAACAUGUUCAAAUAAUAAAAAGACAAGAUCCAUAUA
Molecule: messenger RNA, 2837 nt
Organism: Chiloscyllium plagiosum (whitespotted bambooshark)
Lineage: Eukaryota; Metazoa; Chordata; Chondrichthyes; Orectolobiformes; Hemiscylliidae
Molecular function (GO): protein binding
Source: RefSeq, a predicted model, not a curated record